Molecule: messenger RNA, 669 nt
Organism: Sinocyclocheilus anshuiensis
Lineage: Eukaryota; Metazoa; Chordata; Actinopteri; Cypriniformes; Cyprinidae
Product: pyruvate dehydrogenase E1 component subunit alpha, somatic form, mitochondrial-like
Exons: 6
Biological process (GO): pyruvate decarboxylation to acetyl-CoA
Molecular function (GO): pyruvate dehydrogenase (acetyl-transferring) activity
Source: RefSeq, a predicted model, not a curated record
AAGAUCAUCAGGGGCUUCUGUCACCUUUAUGAUGGACAGGAAGCGUGUGCGGUUGGUAUUGAGGCAGGUAUCAAUCUAUCAGAUCAUCUAAUCACAGCCUAUCGUGCCCAUGGGUAUACUCUCACUAGAAGGGGCACCGUUCGUGAGAUCAUGGCAGAGCUCACUGGUCGUAGAGGAGGCAUUGCUAAAGGAAAGGGUGGGUCUAUGCACAUGUACACUAAACAUUUUUAUGGAGGAAAUGGAAUUGUGGGAGCUCAGGUGCCUCUUGGGGCAGGUGUAGCUUUGGCCUGCAAAUACCUGGGCAAGAACGAGCUGUGUGUCUGUCUCUAUGGUGAUGGUGCUGCAAAUCAGGGUCAGAUCUUUGAAACAUAUAAUAUGGCAUCUCUGUGGAAGCUGCCCUGCAUCUUCAUUUGCGAGAAUAACAAAUAUGGCAUGGGUACUUCUGUGGAGAGAGCGGCGGCUAGUACUGACUACUACAAGAGAGGCGAUUUCAUCCCUGGAUUGAGAGUGGAUGGCAUGGACGUCCUUUGUGUAAGGGAGGCCACCAAAUUUGCUGCUGAACACUGCAGAUCAGGAAAGGUGAGCUCUGGUUAGAGUGAUGUGAAAUUGUAGGGAUGUAGGGAUAAUUGUUACUAAUGAUGCUCCGAUUGAUCGCUACCGAUCACUAUC